AUGGCGUCAAACUAUCAAACUUUCCCACCAUCUUUAUUAACACCUGUUAAUCCUGCUAACUCACUAUCAGGUGCCCUGAUCAACAAUUCAUUUCCAAGUUUAGGUCAAACCUUCAAUUAUGCUAACAGUAACAAUAACAACAACACCAAUGGUAACAGUAACAACGGUAUGAAUGUGUCAGCUGAUCAAUCGAGCUCAUCGAUGCCCAUGGUAUAUCCAUCUACAUCUCGUAGUUUAGUCACUUUUGCACCGGAUAUGAAUGGCACGUCAUAUGACUACACUAAUCCCCCACAAGAAGUGACGGCUAAUUUACACGCUACACUUCAAACAAGUCAUCAUUCAAAUACCAAUGUCACAGCUUCACCGCUUCAUGAAAGCAUAGAAUGCGUUAAUGCUUCUGUGAAUUUUUGA
Messenger RNA from Heterobilharzia americana, 411 nucleotides. NCBI's taxonomy places the organism in Eukaryota, Metazoa, Platyhelminthes, Trematoda, Strigeidida, Schistosomatidae. The record is from the annotation of a GenBank genome assembly.